Messenger RNA from Exophiala oligosperma, 1941 nucleotides. RefSeq lists its product as hypothetical. Gene Ontology annotation, biological process: ergosterol biosynthetic process. The transcript has 4 exons. The coding region runs from base 556 to 1800 and encodes 414 amino acids. Gene Ontology annotation, molecular function: monooxygenase activity; iron ion binding; heme binding. The record is from RefSeq and is a predicted model, not a curated record. NCBI's taxonomy places the organism in Eukaryota, Fungi, Ascomycota, Eurotiomycetes, Chaetothyriales, Herpotrichiellaceae.
CCACGCAGGACUUCUCUAUAAGUGAGCCUCACACCAGGACGAGAUGUCAGCGUGGCUGUGAUGGAUACUGCAGCAUAGAUCACUUCGGGCACGUCUAUAAGAGCUCCCAGGCUCGAGUAGCAUAUCAAUUGUCCGAGCCCAGCAGACCGACGACUGCCCUCUGCAAAUGACGGAGGCCUUCAUUCGCCUCUUGACCACGUUGGUCUCACUGAUUUCAGUCGCGGUCUUGACCACAGUCUUGAAGCAACUCCUAGACCGAAACCGUCACAGACCACCGGUAGUCUGGCACUGGCUUCCAUGGCUUGGUAGUACAGUUGACUACGGCAAAGACCCGUACAAUUUCUUCUUCAAGUGCCGAGAAAAGGUCGCCAUGUACGCUUUAAGUGAUGGAAAUAUGUACUGACACUCGCGGCAGUAUGGCGACUGUUUCACCUUUGGGCUUCUUGGAAUGAGAGUCACCGUUUUCUUGGGAGCCAAAGGCAACAACUUCAUUCUCAAUGGCAAACUCAAAGACCUCAAUGCUGAGGUUCGUACUGUCAGGAGUUACAAGUUGACAUGGCCAAGGUUUCUGACUCCCAUCAGGAAGUCUAUGGUCCCUUGACUGUACCUGUAUUUGGCCGUGGCGUUGUCUACGACGUAGAUAAUGCUCGAUUCAUGGAUCAGAAGAGACUUCUGAAAGAAGGCUUCUCAAGUGGGAAUCUACGCGCAUAUGUCCCUGAAUUUGUCAACGAGGUCAACAAUUUCAUCAAGACCAAUGCCGUCUUUAACAGCAAGCAAGGGGGCGUUUGUGAUAUUUCUUCGGUAUUCUCAGAGAUAUCCCUCUACACUGCUGCUGGCUCCCUGCAAGGCAAAGAAGUCAGAGACUCUUUCGAUGCACAGUUUGCGACGUACUAUCGGCAUUUGGACGACGGUUUCGCACCGAUCAAUUUCAUGCUUCCGUGGCUGCCGAUCCCUAUCAAUCGGCGACGAGAUCAUGCCCAGAAAGUCAUGGCCGGGCUAUACAUGGACAUCAUCAAGAAACGAAGAUUAGAAGGCAACAAAACCGGCAGCCAUGAUAUGCUUUGGGCGCUGCUGGGCGCUCGGUACAAGGACGGCACCUUGAUCUCGGACGAAGAGAUGGCAAAUCUCAUGAUAGCCCUCUUGAUGGGGGGACAACACAAUACCGCGGCUUCAGGGACCUGGGUCAUGUUGCAUCUGGCACAUCGCCCCCAUCUGAUCGAAGGGCUCUAUCAAGAGCAACGUGUCGUAUUGGGCGAUGGAGGAGAACUGACCUACGAUACAUUGCAACAGCUCACCCUUCACAACAACGUCAUCAAAGAAACGCUCCGCCUACACAGUCCCAUCCACUCGAUCAUGCGAAAGGUACAGCAGCCAAUGCAGAUUCCGGACACAGACGUUGUCGUUCCGGCAGGUCAUAUCCUCCUUGCUGCACCAGGAGUUCCCUCACGAUGCGACGAAUUCUUCCCCAACGCCAUGGACUGGAAUCCGCAUCGAUGGGACAGGCCUGCGGGAGGCGAUCAACAAGACGAUCAAGACUCGAAUGACACGGUUGAUUACGGCUACGGCGCCGUCUCUUCCAAAGCCGCACAUAGCCCUUACCUCCCGUUCGGUGCCGGUCGACAUCGUUGCGUGGGGGAAACCUUUGCAUACGCCCAGUUAGGGGCCAUCCUUGCGACGCUGGUGCGAUUGUUGCAGUGGGAACAAGUUGACCCGAAAGCACCUGUCCCAGAGACCGACUACUCUUCCAUGUUCUCGCGACCUAUGCAUCCUGCCACAAUACGCUGGCGACUUCGUCGAUAAUCUCGACCAGUUUUUCCUCGCCGCGAGUCAUUCUGAUUAUAUAUUGGAAAAUGGCCCAACGUUGUAGUGUUGGCCGGAACUAGUGAAGAUAAAACAUGGAUGAUGGUUGAUAGAUGGUUACCUGUUUAACUGAAAUCUGAU